AUGAAAGAAGCUAUCAUGAACCAAGAGAAACUCGCCAAACUGCAGGCACAAGUGCACAUUGGUGGGAAAGGAACUGCUCGCAGAAAGAAGGUGGUUCAUAGAACAGCCACAGAAGACUAUAAAAAACGUCAGUUCUCUUUAAAGAAGUUAGGGGUGAACAGUAUCUCUGGUAUUGAAGAGGUGAAUAUGUUCACAAACAAAGGAACAGUGAUUCACUUUAACAUCCCUAAAGUUCAGGCAUCUCUGGCAGCAAACACUUUCACCAUUACAGGCCAUGCUAAGACAAAGCAGCUGACAGAAAUGCUACCCAGCAUCUUAAACCAGCUUGGCGCAGACAGUCUGACCAGUUUAAGGAAACUGGCUGAAGCUCUGCCCAAACAAUCUGUGGAUGGAAAAGCACCACUUGCUACUGGAGAGGAUGAUGAUGAUGAAGUUCCAGAUCUUGUGGAGAAUUUUGAUGAGACUUCCAAGAAUGAAGCAAACUGAAUUGAGUCAACUUCUGAAGAAGAUAAAUCUUGAAGAAGUUACUGGGAGCUGCUAUUUUAUAUUAUGACUGCUUUUUAAAAUUUUGUUUAUGGAUCUGAUAAAAUCUAAAUCUCUAAUAUUUUUAAGCCCAAGCCCCUGGAUACU
Molecule: messenger RNA, 630 nt
Organism: Mesoplodon densirostris (Blainville's beaked whale)
Lineage: Eukaryota; Metazoa; Chordata; Mammalia; Artiodactyla; Ziphiidae
Product: transcription factor BTF3-like
Exons: 1
Coding region: 1-486 (161 amino acids)
Cellular component (GO): cytosol; nascent polypeptide-associated complex
Source: RefSeq, a predicted model, not a curated record